Molecule: messenger RNA, 1865 nt
Organism: Leptopilina heterotoma
Lineage: Eukaryota; Metazoa; Arthropoda; Insecta; Hymenoptera; Figitidae
Exons: 8
Coding region: 345-1865 (506 amino acids)
Source: RefSeq, a predicted model, not a curated record
AUUACCUAUUUUUCCGUUAGAAUGUUUUCUAGGUUUAGAAAUAACAUCUGUAAAAUAUAUUCAUUGUUGUUGAAAUGGAAAAACAAGUGUUUUGGAGAGGCAUGGGUUCUAAUCCGUCCGGCAAUAAAACCCCAUGCUGCGAACUUUUUUUGUACAACUUGCAAAUACUUUAUUUUAUGUUUCGAAAAUUCUAUAGAAAUAUGUAGUUGUAUUUUGGGUGGGUUUUUCCUAAAGUAAUUUUGUUGUGUUCUAUAUUUAGUUGUAUCUACUCUUAUAUACUUAUUCAAAUCAUUUGUUUUUCUGUAAAUGACAUUAUUUUUUAAGAAAAGCUAUUGUUUCUAGACAUGAAGGAAAGUGCUCCCUACAAUCCAGACGAUGAUGUGUACGAUUUUCAACUUAUCGAGUUCAUUACUCGCGGACCCAAAACUAACCGAUCAACAGAUAUAGUCCCUUCAUUUUGGGUCGAAUUUAAUAAAAAGAAUGGUAAACUGUUUACUAAAUUUUUACCACCGCCAUACACAGCUGACGCAACUGCAGUUCUGGAGCAUUAUGUAAGAGCAAGGCUUCAACCAAUGGAUUCCUGGAAUUCUUAUAACAUUAAACUAAUAGGACAAUCCCGGACUUACGAGGAAGGCAUAAAAAAAUUGAAACUGUUACGCAAUGAUGAUACUUGCGUAUAUUCUGCGGGUACUGACUUUUGCAAUGCGUCUCAAAAGGCAGAAUAUAUCACACAAAAGUUUAAAGAGAGGUCACUACAGCAGAAUUUUCCGCCUAUUCCUGCACCGAAAUUAUGUUUAACACGGCCAUCAGCAUAUGAUUCUUCCGGGAUGAAAGAAAAAAUUCAAUCUGCCAUAAAAGACAGAAAAAAAUCUUCCAAAACAAAGAGUAAAGGAAAAUCUUUAAAACUGCAAAACCAUAUUAAAGAAAAAAUUCUAACGUCAUCAUUAUCAUCAUUAUCUUCCGACUCGGAUAACUCUUGGGAAAAAAAGGAAUUAAAGGAAAAAAGUAGAAAGAGAAAAAGGCCCGUUGAACAUGAAAACAGCAGUAAAGUUCGUAAAAUAAUAGAUGGUGAUGAAUUAUCAAAUUUAAAUAAUGAAAAAGUCUCUAAUAUUGAAGAUCCUUUAAGAAUUCAGCAAGAUUAUGACAACUACAGCAAUUACGAUUUACAUAUGAAUGUUCGUAAUUUACCAUCAGGAUCUGACAUGAACGAUAGUAAAUCAGAAUUAAAUGACUCAUCUGUAAUUAAAAACAUUUCAUACUUAAAAUCAAACAAAACAGUCGACAAAGACAUGAAAUACCUUUUAAGUUCAUUAAAAGGUUAUGGUAUCUUACUACAAGAAAUAUCAAACAGACUAGAUUCCCAGGAAGCAAUUUUAAGGACAUUGUCGAGAGAAAAAGGAUUGCCUACUGUUAACUCUAUGACGUGUGAUCUAGGAUUAAAUUUGCCAUUCAAUGAUAUUGUUGAAUUCACCGAAUUUAAUACCAAAUUGGAAGAUCAAAAAUUUCGAGAAGAUUUUAUAACUUCAUUACAUUUCCUACUGGAUACAGGAGGCAAUGUAAGCAAAAGUGUACUAAAUAUAUUGAAAAAAUUAUUCACCAGGGACUUCGCCUGCAAAUUUACAAAUAUUAAGCAGAUGCCGAAAAAGUACACGCUUAAUAAAUUCAAGAUACACCAAUGUAUUAAAGGUGCUAUAAUGAGAACUCAAAAUGAGAAUGGAUCUGCAAUUGCCAAUGAAAAAAAAAUUGUUGACGCAAUUGGAAAUGUUCUUGCAGGAGUGCGAGAUUGGGAUGGCGGAAGAAAAGAACGAGAGAUUGCUAAACAGGCAGAAAAUAAUAAUAAUAAUCAAAUUACGGAAGAAAUGUAA